AAUCAACAUUUUCGAAAUUUAAUAAAAUGGCAGGAAUUGAUUACUUUGUAACAUCUUUAAUCAAUAAAAUCGAUAGAAGAAAUCUUUUUUUCCACUUAAAUGAUCCAGAAUCAUAUAUUUCUCUUGUCGGCGGGUCUCGACCAAAAAAGCCACCCAAUUCAUUUUCAAUAUUCAGGAAAAACGUAUGUAAUGAAGCAAGACGACAUGAAGUUUAUAAUAUGCGUGUAGUCACCAAAACCGCUAUCAUCUUAUGGAAUCAAGCACAACGCAAUGAAAAAGAUAUUUAUAGAAGACUAUCUAGUCUCAUUCAUGAAACUUAUUUUACAGAAGAAGUUUAAUACUGUAAAUUUUUAUUAUUUCUUUUUUUUAAAAAAAA
Molecule: messenger RNA, 376 nt
Organism: Rhizophagus irregularis DAOM 181602=DAOM 197198
Lineage: Eukaryota; Fungi; Glomeromycota; Glomeromycetes; Glomerales; Glomeraceae
Source: RefSeq, a predicted model, not a curated record